AUGGAAAUUGCCUGGAUAGACAGCCGGCUACAGUGGGAUGCUGAAGAGUUCGGCAACAUCACUGUGCUGCGCCUGCCCUCCGACAUGGUGUGGCUGCCGGAGAUUGUGCUGGAGAACAAAUGGUCCCCACCCCACAGCAAUGACGGCUCCUUCCAGCUUUCCUUCGCCUGCAAUGUGCUCGUUUAUAACUCGGGCUCUGUGACCUGGCUGCCACCAUCCAUCUUCCGUUCCUCCUGCCCCAUCUCGGUCACCUACUUUCCUUUUGAUUGGCAGAACUGCUCCCUCAAAUUCAGUUCACUCAAGUACACAGCCAAGGAGAUCAGACUUAGCCUGAAGCAGGAGGAGGAAGAAGAUGGCCGCAUCUACCCCAUCGAAUGGAUUAUCAUUGACCCUGAGGGUUUCACAGAGAACGGUGAAUGGGAGAUAGUCCACCGGGCAGCUAAGGUCAAUGUGGACCCCAGUGUCCCGAUGGACAGCACCAACCACCAAGACAUCACCUUCUACCUCAUCAUCCGCCGCAAGCCUCUCUUCUACAUCAUCAACAUCCUGGUACCCUGUGUGCUCAUCUCCUUCAUGAUCAACCUGGUCUUCUACCUGCCAGGCGACUGUGGAGAGAAGACAUCAGUGGCCAUCUCGGUGCUCCUGGCCCAAUCUGUCUUCCUGUUGCUUAUCUCCAAGAGGCUGCCUGCCACAUCCAUGGCCAUCCCCCUGGUAGGCAAGUUCCUGCUCUUCGGUAUGGUGCUGGUCACCAUGGUUGUAGUGAUCUGUGUCAUCGUGCUCAACAUCCACUUCCGAACACCCAGCACCCAUGUGCUGUCCGAGGGAGUCAAGAAGUUCUUCCUGGAGAUCCUGCCCAAGCUCCUGCACAUGUCCCACCCAGCAGAGGACGACCCUGGCCCCAGGACUGCCAUCCGGAGAAGCAGCUCCCUGGGGUACAUCUCCAAGGCCGAGGAGUACUUCUCCCUUAAGUCCCGCAGUGACCUCAUGUUUGAGAAGCAGUCAGAGCGCCAUGGGCUGGCCCGGCGCCUCACCACAGCCCGCAGGCCCCCAGCAAGCUCUGAGCAGGCACAGCAGGAGCUCUUCAGCGAGUUGAAGCCAGCUGUGGAUGGGGCAAACUUCAUCGUCAACCACAUGAGGAACCAAAACAGUUACAAUGAGGAGAAGGACAACUGGAACCAGGUGGCCCGCACACUGGACCGUCUCUGCCUGUUUGUGGUGACACCCGUGAUGGUGGUGGGCACAGCCUGGAUCUUCCUGCAGGGUGUCUACAACCAGCCCCCACCCCAGCCUUUCCCCGGGGACCCCUUCUCCUAUGAUGAGCAGGACAGGCGCUUCAUCUAGAGCGAGCAUGAGUGGGCAGCCAGGAAGACAGUAGUCUGAGAUCAGCAGUUAGUUCCUGGCCGUGAGCUUGGGCCUAACUGAUGCCGUGUGCUGGGCUGAGGUCAUGGUAGAGAGAGGGCCCCUCCCAGGAGCAAUUCCUUUCCAAAUAAAGGAGGGGGAACUUGAGAUGGGCUGAGAGUGGACAUGGUGGGAGGGAGGCCCCAGGGAUGGGGGAGAGGCAAGGGGCUUGCUCAGGGGCCAGGGAGCUGACACUGGACUAGCUUCUUGGGAAGAGCACAGGAAGGUCCUUCAGCCUGAGCCGCUUCUCCGCCUUGCUCCCUUCCGGGGCAGGUCAGAACUGAGCUUCCUGUUUCUGUGCCUUCCUGCCCCACCUGCUCCUCAAACUCAGGCUCCCAGUGCCCACCCGGGGCUGAAAGGGGGGACCCCGUCUCCAGUCCCCAGGGGAAGGAGGUUGUAUAUAGUGAGGGACUGUCCUGAGUGUCAUCUGCCAGCCCUUGAUUCUUUGGUCUUUCUAUCUGGGUCCUUCUGAGAAGCUGGGGACUGGUGUGGGAGGGUCAUGCUUGGCAUCAGUUAAGGCCCCAUCAGCCUGAGUCACACAUAUCUUAGAGCACCAGGCCCCAGCUCCCCUAAGGCAUCCCUUCCUCCUUGU
Molecule: messenger RNA, 1990 nt
Organism: Peromyscus californicus insignis
Lineage: Eukaryota; Metazoa; Chordata; Mammalia; Rodentia; Cricetidae
Gene: Chrnd
Product: cholinergic receptor nicotinic delta subunit
Exons: 10
Coding region: 1-1341 (446 amino acids)
Biological process (GO): nervous system process; monoatomic ion transmembrane transport; signal transduction
Cellular component (GO): neuron projection; membrane; synapse
Molecular function (GO): neurotransmitter receptor activity; transmembrane signaling receptor activity; extracellular ligand-gated monoatomic ion channel activity
Source: RefSeq, a predicted model, not a curated record